AUGGUAUCGCUGCUGCUCCAAUUUUUGUUUUUGUUUGUCAGAAUAAUACUAAUACGGUUAAUACAAAAUAAUAAUUCUGGAGAGCUGAGCAAUCCUUUACAGACCAGAACUGGCGACUGCAGCCAGUUGGCGGAAACAUGCGGCGACACCUGCCAGAAGCUGUUGUCCUGCGGCAAGCAUAGCUGCGCCCAGCGCUGCCAUCGCGGCGCCUGCAACUUGUGCCUGGUGCGCACCAAGAAGAAGUGUCGCUGCGGUCUGCACGAGAAGGAGCUACCCUGCUCCAAGGAGUUCAACUGCGAAACCAAAUGCAAACAGAUGCGCGACUGUGGCAAGCAUGCCUGUAAUCGCAAGUGCUGCGGCGACCAGUGUCCGCCCUGCGAGAAGAUUUGCGGCAAGCAGCUAAGCUGCAACAAGCACAAGUGCCAGUCGGUGUGCCACAAUGGGCCCUGUUAUCCCUGCAAGCUGGAAUCCCAGGUGAACUGCCGCUGCGGCAAGACGCGUCGCAGUGUGCCCUGCGGCCGGGAGAAGAGCGCGCGCAUUGUCUGCCAGGAGCUGUGCCGCAUCACAUCCAAGUGUCAUCAUGCCAUCAAGCAUCGCUGCCACAAGGGUGAGUGUCCGCCCUGCGUGCAGCCAUGUGGCCUGCCCAACGAUACCAGCGGCUGUGGACACAUAUGCAAGGCGCGCUGCCACGCAGCACUGCGUGUGCCCAAGCCAGCGGAUGCGCCGCGUGCGCAGCAGCACAAGUAUGAAUAUCGUUCGCUGCCGCAUCCGCGCUGCGAGGAGGGCGUCCGUGUUGCCUGCAUUGGCGGCCACGAGCUGGCCACCUGGCCCUGCUGGAACUCGAAGCCCACGUCCUGCCAGCGCAAAUGUGCGCGUCAAUUGAAAUGCGGCAAUCAUCGAUGCCAGCUGGUCUGUCACGCGGUGCCCCAGCCUGAGGACAUGAACCAGCAGGCGGGCUGUGCCAAUUGCGAGGAAGGCUGCGCUAUACCGCGACCCCCUGGCUGCACGCACGCCUGCACCAAAGGCUGCCAUGCGCCGCCCUGUGCUCCGUGCAGCUUUGUCAUCAAAAGCAAAUGCCACUGCGGCCUCAACCAGGUCAUGUACAAGUGCAGCGAGUACUUCAAUCAGGAGGAGGGCGGCAGUGUGCAGCAGACGCUGGAGCGCCGGCAAAAGUUUGGCAGCUGCGGCAAUCGUUGCCUCAAAAAUUUUGAAUGCGGUCAUCGCUGCAUAACCGUCUGCCAUCCCGGCCCGUGUCCCAAUCCGGAGCUGUGCCGGAAGAAGGUGCGCAUCUACUGCGCCUGCAAGCGGCUCAAGUUGGAGAUAGCCUGCGAUAAGCAUCGUGCGGGGCAAACUGAACUAAAAUGCGAUGCCAAUUGUCUGGAGGAGCUGUCCAAGGCGAAGGCUACGGAACAGCAGCAGCUGGAACGUAAAUUAAAGCAGGAGCAGGAAAAAAAUCGUCUGGAGCUGGAAAAAUACGAGCAAAAGUUCGGCAAGCGCAAGCACAAGGAGCGCAAAGCUUUGGAUGUGCAGCCCGCCAGCUAUCACAUCGAUUGGCAACGUUGGGGCAUCUAUGCUCUGGCCCUGCUCGCCGUAAUGGGCGCAUUGGGCGUGGCAUACUAUGCGGAUAGCUAAACAGCAAGAAUGGACCAAUAACAAAUGCCAAAAAUGAUAUUUGAAUUUAUAUUAGAAUCUACAUAACCAUAAACGACUGAUGUAACUGUU
Messenger RNA from Drosophila virilis, 1722 nucleotides. Its product is annotated as NF-X1-type zinc finger protein NFXL1-like. Gene Ontology annotation, biological process: regulation of DNA-templated transcription. NCBI's taxonomy places the organism in Eukaryota, Metazoa, Arthropoda, Insecta, Diptera, Drosophilidae. Gene Ontology annotation, molecular function: zinc ion binding; DNA-binding transcription factor activity, RNA polymerase II-specific; RNA polymerase II transcription regulatory region sequence-specific DNA binding. Gene Ontology annotation, cellular component: nucleus. The record is from RefSeq and is a predicted model, not a curated record.